AUGCAGCUGCCACCCUUUGACAUGUGGAAGGACUACUUCAACCUGAGCCAGGUGGUGUUGGCACUGAUCCAGAGUCCGGGACAAAAGCCAGAGGCCCAAGGGGUUGGGGAGCCACGACCUGGGCCCCGGCUGGGGCAGGAUGAGGGGCUGGUAGCGCUGGGGGCCAGCGGAGGCCCAGGGGCCAGCCUGGGAGGCCCGGCCACCCUGUGUAACUUCUGCAAGCACAACGGAGAGUCUCGCCACGUCUACUCCUCACACCAGCUGAAGACACCAGAUGGCGUGGUGGUGUGUCCCAUCCUACGGCACUACGUGUGUCCCCUGUGUGGGGCCACUGGUGGCCAGGCCCACACGCUGAAGUACUGCCCACUCAACGGUGGCCAGCAGUCUCUCUACCGCCGCAGUGGGCGCAAUUCGGCUGGCCGCAAGGUCAAGCGCUGA
Rhinolophus ferrumequinum (greater horseshoe bat) is the source of this 438-nucleotide messenger RNA. RefSeq names its product nanos C2HC-type zinc finger 2 (gene NANOS2). Gene Ontology annotation, molecular function: mRNA binding; zinc ion binding. NCBI's taxonomy places the organism in Eukaryota, Metazoa, Chordata, Mammalia, Chiroptera, Rhinolophidae. The record is from RefSeq and is a predicted model, not a curated record. The coding region runs from base 1 to 438 and encodes 145 amino acids. Gene Ontology annotation, biological process: oogenesis; negative regulation of translation. Gene Ontology annotation, cellular component: perinuclear region of cytoplasm. The transcript has a single exon.